Danio aesculapii is the source of this 1625-nucleotide messenger RNA. RefSeq names its product mucin-2. Bases 39 to 1625 code for a protein of 528 amino acids. The transcript has 3 exons. Lineage: Eukaryota; Metazoa; Chordata; Actinopteri; Cypriniformes; Danionidae. The record is from RefSeq and is a predicted model, not a curated record.
CUCCCAAUACAACAACACAACUCACAUCAACAACUCCAAUGACUCCCAAUACAGCAACACAACACACAUCAACUGCAACUUCUUCAGUGUAUCCACGUACAACACAACUCACACCAACAGCUACUUCAAUAAAUCCAGAUACAGCAACACAACUCACAUCAACAACUCAAAUGACUCAUAAUACAACAACACAACUCACAUCAACAACUUCUUCAAUGAUUCCCAAUACAACAACACAAUUUACAUCAGAAACUUCUUCAAUGACUCCCAAUACAGUAACACAACUCACAUCAGACACUUCUUCAAUGACUCCCAAUACAGCAACACAACUCACAUCAACAACUUCAAUGACCCCCAAUACAGCAGCACAACUCACAUCAACAACUUCUUCAAUCAAUCCCAAUACAACAACACAACCCACACCAACUUCUUCAAUGACUUCCAAUAUAGUAACACAACUCAAAUCAACUACAACUUCUUCAGUGUAUCCAAGUACAACACAACUCACACCAACAGCUACUUCAGUGAAUCCAGAAACAACACAACUCACAUCAACAACGACUCCAGAUACAACACAACUCACAUUUACAACUUCUUCAAUGACCCCCAAUACAGCAACACAACUCACAUCAACAACUUCUUCAGUGACUCCCAAUACAGCAACACAACUCACAUCAACAACUUCUUCAAUUACUCCAAAUACAGCAACACAACUCACAUCAACAACUUCAAUGACUCCUAAUACAGCAACACAAUUCACAUCAACAACAUCAAUGACUCCCAAUACAGCAACACAACUCACAUCAACUACAACUUCUUCAGUGUAUCCUAGUACAACACAACUCACACCAACAGGUACUUCAGUAAAUCCAGAAACAACACAACUCACAUCAACAACGACUCCAGAUACAACAACACAACUCACAUCAACAACUUCUUCAUUGACUCCCAAUACAGCAACACAACUCACAUCAACAAUUUCAAUGACUCCCAAUACAGCAACACAACUCACAUCAACAACAACUCCAAUGACUCCCAAUACAGCAACACAACUCACAUCAACAACUUCUUCAAUGACUCCCAAUACAACAACACAACUCACAUCAACUACAACUUCUUCAGUGUAUCCUAGUACAACACAACUCACACCAACAGGUACUUCAGUAAAUCCAGAAACAACACAACUCACAUCAACAACAACUCCAGAUACAACAACACAACUCACAUCACCAACUUCUUCAUUGACUCCCAAUACAGCAACACAACUCACAUCAACAAUUUCAAUGACUCCCAAUACAGCAACACAACUCAACACAACUCACAUCAACUACAACUUCUUCAGUGUAUCCAAGUACAACAAAACUCACACCAACAGCAACACAACUCGCAUCAACUACAACUUCAAUGACUCCCAAUACAGCAACACAACUCCCAUCAACAACUUCAAUGACUCCCAAUACAGCAACACAACUCACAUCAACAACUUCAAUGACUCCCGAUACAACAACACAACUCACACCUACAACUCCAUUGACUCCCAAUACAACAACACAACUCGCAUCAACAACUUCAAUGACUCCCAAUACAGCAACACAACUCACAUCAACAACUUCAAUGACUCCUGA